Molecule: messenger RNA, 1305 nt
Organism: Lingula anatina
Lineage: Eukaryota; Metazoa; Brachiopoda; Lingulata; Lingulida; Lingulidae
Product: eIF5-mimic protein 2
Cellular component (GO): membrane; cytoplasm
Molecular function (GO): protein binding
Source: RefSeq, a predicted model, not a curated record
UGGCACUGCGUCACAAGACAAGCCCCAGUUUUCGCAAGAAUUCUGUCUGUUUGUCGUCAACAAAGAAUACAUCACAAGACAGACUCCACUUGUUUUUUUAAUUUUACUUGCCUGUAAUCCACCUCGGAAUUUGUAUGAGUCAGAAAGUAGAAAAACCAACACUUUCGGGUCAAAAGAUCAAGACCAGGAAAAGGGAUGAAAAAGAGAAAUACGAUCCUUCUGGAUUCCGCGACACUGUUGUCCAAGGGCUAAAUGAAGCAGGAAAUCUAGAACUAAAAGCGCUAAAAGCGUUGGAUCCUGAUUUUGCUGGCCCCGUUAUCAGCCACCCGGAGGUCUCCAAAUAUCUGGACAGCGCCGGGUCAAAACUGAACUAUCGCGGGUAUGCGGAUGCCUUGUUUGACAUCUUGUUUGCCGGUGGUUUGUUAGCCCCUGGGGGUAGUAUAAUCAAAGAUGCCAAGCCGGGGAAGGAGUCGUGCAGUAACAUCUGCGUGUUUGCUGCCGAGGACACGGUGGAAUCCCUCAAGGGGUUUCACGAGGUGUUCGUGAAGCUUAUAAGGCGCUACAAAUACCUGGAGAAAUCCUUUGAUGAAGAACUCAGGAAGCUAUUGUUGUUCCUGCGUGGGUUCUCAGAACUGGAGAGGAAGAAGAUAGCCAUGAUGAUAGGUCUGUGUAUCUCCUCUAACCUGGCAGGUGCCCAGUGUCUCAGUAAUCUCUUUGAUGAACACUUGGUCAAGGACGGUCUUGCACUGGAGUUUGCCACAGUAUUGUUUGCCACAGUUCUUCAGGAGAGGGACAUGGCUCACCUCAGUGGUGCACUGAAGAAGGCUGGGUUGGACAGUAGACUACUGGAACUGAUUCCAAUCAACAAAAGAACAUCGGAGAACUUUGCUGCUCACUUCAUGGAUGCUGGACUAAAACAGGUUGUGGAGUUUCAGAAAGUCCAGCAGAGCACCAAUAUGAAGAAAGAAUUGCUGAAGGCUUUAGAUACAAUGAUCAAGGAUGAGGAACCUGUGAAAGAGCUCAUAGUCCUGGUGCAGGAACAGAUGAAGAAACAUGCUAUAACUGAGCAGGAAGCUGUUGUCUUGGUCUGGAGUCGUAUCAUGAACUCUGUGGAGUGGAACAAGAAGGAGGAGGUUGUUGCCGACCAGGCCUUGAAGCACCUGAAACACUACACCUCCCUGCUGGCAGCCCUCACCAAGAGCGGGAAGAGCCAGAUGGCGCUACUGAACAAAGUCCAGGACUACUGUUACGCCAACAUGGCCUUCAUGAAGGUGUUCCAGAAGAUUGUGUUUCUCUUUUAUAAAA